Ceratina calcarata is the source of this 1685-nucleotide messenger RNA. RefSeq lists its product as uncharacterized. The transcript has 2 exons. Bases 197 to 1630 code for a protein of 477 amino acids. The record is from RefSeq and is a predicted model, not a curated record. NCBI's taxonomy places the organism in Eukaryota, Metazoa, Arthropoda, Insecta, Hymenoptera, Apidae.
GGCCGCGUCUCUGUUUACAGUGGACGAUUGACCGUCGUUUGGCUAGCUUCGAUCGAGAAAGUAGGAAUAAAUAUUCAUUGUGCAGCGAUUUUUCAACGGACGAUGUUAAUAAUUAAAAUAAUCAGAGAUGACAAGAAGCGUGUUCAAUGAUCUCGGAUGAGAUUCAACAAUUUUUUUCUCGAGCAUCAUCAAUCAUAUGGGUGACAGCCUGAACGAAAGGAUAGAUAAUUUACGUAGACGAAGUAAAAUUUUAUUGGCUCGAGUGGAGGAGAAUUCCAAGAGAGUUAAAGACGAGAUCAAGAGAUUCUAUUCCCAAGAUCUGAUACUCAGAGAGAGCUGUAGGAAAUCUGAGAAAAGACCGUCCAAAGCGAAUGUACAAUCAUGGAAGUUAAGGAACGAUUCGAGCGGGGUUGGUGGAGCUUUGGGUUUUGAGCAUUUUCGUAACAGUUCCGAGUCGCUCGCAUCGAUGCCUAAUGCAAAGAGAGUGCUAACGUCGUCGAAAAAGUGUCACGAGCAUCAAUGCUGCACGCAGCUGGUUCAUAGAACAGCUGUGAAGGAAUGUUAUUGCAAUCCCGAGGUCAAGAGGAUUCAAUCGAAGCCAGCUAGGGUACGAAGAAAACAAUACUCGCCCUGCAAAAGAUGCAAGAGUCAUACUGCCGUUCCUGCUAUAGUGAUUGAAGACAAUUCCGAAAAGCCAGCUUUAACUUCACCUAUCAGCUGCGAGACUUUGAGGAGAGUCAAGAAGAUAGAUUACACGCCCAGAUCGCAAUUUUUGCGAAAUGUCAAGAGCAAGGUUUCCUUUUUACACUACGGGACGGGAGAUUGCCCGGAGACGUGUUACAAAUCGCGGUACUACCACGAGCUCAUGUCGAGGAGAGACGAUCGCGAAGAUGAUUACACGUAUCGAUUGAAACAAUCAUCACCGAAUCAUUUAACAGUACCAGACAACUCGGAGACUGGAGAAUAUUCGAAUCUUGGCAAUCUGGAGAGAAAAUCUAGCAAGGGAGUUCAAGUAUCCCUGAACCCUAAGGUCAUCAAGAAGACGCUGACCUCCAAGACUUCUGUACCUGAUGUAAAGAAGACUGAAUCUAGUUCGAAAUUAGCACCUAAGAGUAAAAACGCGGAGAGUCAGUAUUCCGAGAGGGACAGGCAAACACGUUCGAAAACUUCGUUCGACGGAGAGAAUCGAGAUUUGGAAAACGCACGGGUGAAUAAACCUACGAAGGAAACCGAGAUUCUUUCCGAGAGAGAAGUGAGAGAAUUGAAGAAAUUCCGUGAGCUGAAUUAUUUCGACACCCAUGGGUCCAGCCAAGCCUUGGGAUCGUCGAAGUCCACCGGUUCUUUAGAACAAUACUUGCUGAACGAUAGACUGUUUCCCGAACCCGCACGGUGUGUGCACAGGAAAAACUUGGUGGUAACGAUGCCUGCUUGCGUUACUACGCAAUGGAAACGAAUGCAUUACUUUCCGAGGUACAUAGUUCGCCAGGAGAAGAGCGAUUUCAAUGUUAAUCAAAAGAAAAAACGAUGUCAGGCCUGUCCCUUGACCGGCCACGCCGUCGAUCUCGGAAUCACUAAAAUUAGAGCUCCGCUAAGCAGCUUAGCGCUCAAAUAUCAAAAACGAUUGCCUUGAUAUUUCACAUAUUUGUAUGCUGGUACAAGAAUAAAUAAAAUCACGUUUUAUUCAU